AUGAAUAUUCUGAAGGAGAUAAAGGAUGCUCCCAGAGAUAUUAGACUUUUAUGGGCAUCCGUGUUUCUGAGAUUACUUGCUUAUGGGCUUACCAACCAAGUCCUCACUCUGUUCCUAAAUGGAAUUAGGAUGUCAGAAGAUAAAAUUGGUUGGUUUAUGUCUCUGACUUUAAUCGGGGACGUUCUUUGUUCUUAUAUUUUAACUUGGUAUGCUGAUUCCUGGGGAAGACGUAAAGUUUUAAUUUAUGGCUCUAUUAUGAUGACUUUAAGUGGUUUAGCAUUUGCAUUCAGUGAAAACUUCCAUAUUCUAUUGAUAUUUGCCAUUUUCGGGGUGAUAUCUCCAUCUAGUGAUGAAGUAGGUCCAUUUAAAUCCAUCGAGGAAUCUAUGAUUGCCCAUCUGUCCCCUAAUCACAAAAGACCAGAAGUUUAUGCCAUGCAUGCUUUAAUUGGCACUAUCGGGUCAGCAUUGGGUGCAAUAAUGUCAGGAGGAUUCAUAGAUUUAUUACAAAUUUUUAAACUCGCAGACUCUGAUUUGCAAUGUUAUAAGUAUGUGUUUUUACUCUAUUCCUUUUUCGCCUUAUUAAAGGUUAUCGUGAUGAUGUCGUUAUCUGAAAAGACUGAAUUAGAUGGUCAUUAUAAAGAACAUUUAGAUGAAACUACACUUGGAGAAGCUAUUACAAACGACGAGAUGGCCCCAUUAAUGGAAGAAUCACAUCUUCAUCGUCAUUCAUCAAGAGAAGGAACAAGUAUUACCAAUACAACUACUACACACGGUAGCAUUUCUUCUCAUGAUGAUAACAAUGCUGACAUCUCGGAAGAUAGACCACCUCAUGAAAGUGGGCUAUCACCAGAAACUGUUACUAUCCUGAUGAAACUGUUGGUUAUCUUCAUGAUAGACUCCCUAGGAUCAGGAUUCAUGACAAGUAGUUGGAUGGUUUAUUAUUACAAGAAAUUCUUUAAAAUUAGUUCAUUUGCAUUGGGCGCAUUGUUCUUCUGUACACAGUUUGUCAUGGCAUCAUCGACAAUUCCAUCCACAAUAAUUGCAAGAAUGUUUGGGCCGGUAAGAGCUACAUUACUUGUGCAAAUACCCUCCGGGAUAUUCUCCAUAUUGAUCCCAUUUGCAAAGAAUCAUUUAUGGUUAUCCAUAUUGUUAUUAAAUUGUCAUUUUGGUACCACAGCAAUGGAUGUCACACCAAGACAAAUUCUAUUAACAAACUUGAUCAAUCCUAAAGACCUAACAAGAGUAAUGGGUAUUGUGAACAUAGGGAAGACAUUUGCUCGUUGUAUUGGUCCGAUAUUUACCGGUAUCCUAGCUAAGGACGGCUAUUUAUGGUUAUGUUUCAUUAUAAGUGGUGCGCUUGUUAUAACCGCCGAUAUGGUUUUAGCAUGCUCAUUUUUACAUGUUGAUAAAGAUAUCAUGAAACAAAUAAAUACCAGACAAUAG
This is a messenger RNA of Maudiozyma barnettii, 1443 nucleotides long. RefSeq lists its product as uncharacterized. NCBI's taxonomy places the organism in Eukaryota, Fungi, Ascomycota, Saccharomycetes, Saccharomycetales, Saccharomycetaceae. The transcript has a single exon. The record is from RefSeq and is a predicted model, not a curated record. Gene Ontology annotation, molecular function: transmembrane transporter activity. Gene Ontology annotation, biological process: transmembrane transport. Gene Ontology annotation, cellular component: fungal-type vacuole membrane. Bases 1 to 1443 code for a protein of 480 amino acids.